This is a messenger RNA of Elaeis guineensis (African oil palm), 921 nucleotides long. RefSeq names its product large ribosomal subunit protein uL15x. Gene Ontology annotation, molecular function: structural constituent of ribosome. The record is from RefSeq and is a predicted model, not a curated record. Gene Ontology annotation, cellular component: cytosolic large ribosomal subunit; ribosome. NCBI's taxonomy places the organism in Eukaryota, Viridiplantae, Streptophyta, Magnoliopsida, Arecales, Arecaceae. Gene Ontology annotation, biological process: translation.
UUCGCUAACCCUAAUCCUAGGAGAGGAGAGGUGGGAAGAUGACGACGCGCUUCAAGAAGAACCGGAAGAAGCGUGGGCAUGUGAGCGCCGGCCAUGGCCGGAUCGGGAAGCACCGGAAGCACCCCGGUGGCCGCGGUAACGCCGGAGGGAUGCACCACCACCGGAUCCUCUUCGACAAGUACCACCCAGGGUACUUCGGUAAGGUUGGCAUGCGGUACUUCCACCGCCUCCGUAACAAAUUCUACUGCCCCACCGUCAACGUCGACCGCCUCUGGUCCCUCGUACCUGACGACGUCAAGGAGACCGCCGCGGCCGCCGCCGGUAGCUCUGCCCCGAUGAUCGACGUCACUCAGUUCGGGUACUUCAAGGUGCUCGGCAAGGGGAUGAUGCCCCCCUCCUUCCCCGUUGUCGUGAAGGCCAAGCUCGUGUCCAAGAUCGCCGAGAAGAAAAUCAAGGCCGCCGGCGGCGCCGUCGUGCUCACCGCCUAAUGGUGAGGCGACACACGAGCAGUCACAAAUCCAGAAGUUUUUUUUGGGAUACACGGCAAUGUAACACUUCGGAUCACUACGGGGUUUCACUCUCACCUGCCUAAGCUCAAGCGGCUGAAUUCAACGUGUCAGUGAUCUUUGCGGGGCGGUAUUCUUUUCUCGCGAGAUGGCAUCCGAAGCACACGGUUCGUGUGAAUAAGGGUCCGUGGACUCGCCCUUACGUAUACGCCCACUCUCUCUGUCACACAUCCAAACAUCAGUGGUUUUUUUUCCUUUUUGAUGCAGUGUUUUAGUGAUGCCUGGUUGUUGGUCCAAUCUUCUGCAACUUGCGCAAAAUCUUGUAAAUUAUACAAAUUCUUUUCUGCCAACAACUGUUUAGUUUAAUUGUAUGCACAGGAACAUAUCUCAUGCUGCAGUUGCUGUAUUAGGAUGA